AUGGCUCGAAAACGUAAGUAUUCUCAAGUUACUGUUGCUGAGAAAGCUGUGUCUUCAAAUCUACCUGGGGAAUCUAGAGACUUGCAAAAGAAAUUCUCGAAACAACCUGUUCGAGUGCGUACAGUGAGGAAAAUUAAAAGCGAUUCAUUACCCGCUAUUGUACAAGAUCCGAGGAUAAGUCAAGUACAAAAUACAAGAACCAGAAGAGACACUCAGAGGAAACGUCUGAAACAACCUCUUCGCACCGACACACUGAGGAAUAUCCUAAACAAUUCUCUACCUGUUGUUGCUCAUGAUCUGAAUAACAAUCAAGUACGAAAUGAAAGCCUCAGAGGAAAUACACAAAACAAGCAUCCGAAACAACCUGUUUGUGUUAAUACAGUCAAUAAUACUCAAAAUGAUUCUCCAUUUACUAUUGUUCAAGGUCCAAAUACCAAUCAAGUGCAAACCAUCAGCAUCUCCAGAAACACACAGAGAAAACGUUUGAAACAACAUUGUCGAGUCGGUACAGUGAUGAAUGCCCAUAAUAAUUAUCUACCAUCUAUUGCUCAGGAUCUAAGUGCCAAUCAAGUACAAAAUAAAAACACCAGCAGUGACGCACAGAGGAAACGCCCGAAACAACUUGUUCGAGUCAAUACAGUGAUGAAUACUAUUCAAAACGAUUCUCCAUCUGCUAUUGCUCAAGAUCCAAGUACCAGUCAAAUGGAAACUAAAAGUACACGUGCAGACACGCAGAAACAAUGUCAGAAACAAUCUGUUUGUGUUGAUACUUUGAGGAAUAUCGAAACUGAUUCCCCAUCUUCUAUUACACAAGAUCUGAAUACCAACCAAGUGCAAAAUAUAAACCUCAGCGGAGAAGGUUGGUCACUGAGUGAAAUGGUAAAAGAAUGUAAAUGCUCCAUUUGCCUUGAUACAUCUGAACAUGUGAGAUUGAAAUAUCUUCCAUGUUUUCAUAAAUUUCACAAGGCGUGUAUCAACAAGUGGUUGGACAUGAAAAGAAUAUGUCCUAUUUGCCGUUUGACCUUUCAGAAUAUCCAGAGCACCUCAAGUAAUCAAUCAGAGCUUUGA
Argiope bruennichi is the source of this 1068-nucleotide messenger RNA. RefSeq lists its product as uncharacterized. The record is from RefSeq and is a predicted model, not a curated record. The transcript has a single exon. The coding region runs from base 1 to 1068 and encodes 355 amino acids. NCBI's taxonomy places the organism in Eukaryota, Metazoa, Arthropoda, Arachnida, Araneae, Araneidae.